AUGGCCGACUUCAAGCCGGACGAGUCCAACCAUUCUGGCAGCGUCAACGGUACAUCGAGGUCGCCAACUCCGCGUGGGAAACGCAAGAGAUAUACGACCGUGGCCUGUGAUGAAUGCAAGAAGCGUAAAGGGAAAUGCGACAGUCAAAUCCCAUGCCAAUAUUGCCGCGACAAGGCUGUCAUCUGCUCUUAUAGCUCGAGACUAGCCACCGCGUCCUUGCAGAAGGAAAGGGAUUUCGAUGGCUUGAAUGAGAAGAUCGAGAGAAUGCAAGCCCAGAUUGAUCGCCUCGUUGCAGACGGACUCUUGGCCUCUUCAUUAACCAAGCAACCAUCAACCAUUUCAACGCCGGCCUCCUUCCCAUCCUCACCAGGCUUGAAUAUCACCCACUUGCACCACCAGUCGGACAACAAUGGACUUUUGAGGAUCUCAUCUACCACGUCACGUGCGGGACAGCCCGAGUUCCUUGGGCCGACCAGCUCAUCAUUCCUCUUCCGAAUGGCGACGACUUCUCUGGCCAACGCCGGAAUACAUACCCCACGGUAUGAAGGACUCCAGUUGGGACCUCUCUCGGCGUCGACCAAGGUCAGAUACCAGGCCGCGAGUUCUGUCAAUCGUGACAUCGAAAACCCCCUGUGCACCAUCUCUCGAAAUGAAGCGCUGCGACUGCUGGAUUUCUACUAUGACGAGUAUGGCCUUAUCUAUCCAUUCAUUGACAAGAUAAUUCUAUACCGCGCGGCUCAAUACUUUUACGAUUGCAUCGACAUGGCAUCCCCCUCGUCUACCAAAACAUAUCCCAAGGACGAAAAUACCCUUACCGAUGGCAUCUGGGACAUUCUGAAGCUAGCUAUCGCCAUUGCUGCAGCCAUAGAGAAUCAUGGCCCCAAUGCACUGAGUGCAAAACUUCUCAGGAGCGUCGAAUCCGGCUUUGACACUCGCUUCUUGGGCAAGAAUGUGGAUCUUCUGGAGAUACAGGCCUGGACUGCCAUCAGCAUCCUGCAGUUUCAUUUGGACGAAGAGGUCCUCGCGUGGAGAACGAUUGGUCUUGCCGGUAGGGCCGCGAUCGAACAAGGCUUACACCGACGUGAGACCUAUCCGGUGCGAUUCUCCAACGAUGAGCAACGCUUACGAGCCAGUCAGCUCUUCUGGUCUAUAUACAUACUUGAUAGACGAUGGAGCUUCGGCACUGGCCGUUCGUUCGCCAUUCCCGAGUGUGAUGUCGACUUGGAUGUUCCAACAUUGGGCAGCACAGGAUCAUACCUCCUCUCGGCCAUGGUCGCAUAUGCACAACUGGAGACGAGAGUAUGGAAAGUGACCACCAAGACCACAGCUAAAGCCACUCCAGAAAAGUUGUCUUUCCUUUACUUCCGCGUCCAGCAGUGGUAUCGAGGUAUUAAGCCCCAAUAUCAACUGCAACCGACUGAGGAGAAUAUGCUGCAGGGUCGCACCCCAAGCGAGAACAAGAUCCGUUUAUCGCUGUACUUGAGCGUCAACCAGCUCCAGCUCUUCAUAUUCCGCCACGAACUUCUGAAUUCCCAUACGAUUGACGAGGACCUGCCAAAUGCUAGGCUCGCUGUUGAAGCGGCAAAGGAUAAUAUUCGACUGCUGCGACAAGUGAGCCAAACUCCAGGUACUUAUUCGGCACAGCAAGCUCAAUUCAACCACUUUCUAGUCUCCGCUCUAGCCGUCCUCUUCCUUGCUGUCUGCCACGCUCCAUACCAAUUCAGCAACAUGUGCCGUGAAGAAUUUGUAGUGGCACUUGAGCUCAUUCAGGGGUUCUCUUCGGAGUCUCAUAUGGGGAGGCGGCUCUGGCAACGGGUCCAGCACCUCAAGGAAGUUGGGCUGAGUCUAGGUCUCAUGGCGAACAAGGCCCAGACAGUGGGCAUGCGGGAUGGGGCUCUGAACAGCACAGAUGGCAAUCUCCCGUUUUUGGACUUCCCAUCGAUGGAGCGGGAUCAGCAACCCGAAAUACAACGACCAGCCGUCAGCUCCGAAAUUGGGCCGCCUCUCACGGACGAGACGAUUGAUCCAUACCAGCUCACUAAUGACUUGACGGCCAUGUUCGAUACAAUGCAGCCAUCUUACAAAUGGCCUACAGCUGGCGAGGUCGCGUCGGAUCCCGCGGAUAACUAUCAGCACGCCAUGAACCGGGAGAUAUCGAGAGAUUUUCUGGAUUUCUUCUAG
Molecule: messenger RNA, 2181 nt
Organism: Exophiala bonariae
Lineage: Eukaryota; Fungi; Ascomycota; Eurotiomycetes; Chaetothyriales; Herpotrichiellaceae
Exons: 5
Coding region: 1-2181 (726 amino acids)
Biological process (GO): DNA-templated transcription; positive regulation of transcription from RNA polymerase II promoter by galactose
Cellular component (GO): nucleus
Molecular function (GO): RNA polymerase II cis-regulatory region sequence-specific DNA binding; DNA-binding transcription factor activity, RNA polymerase II-specific; zinc ion binding
Source: RefSeq, a predicted model, not a curated record